AUGUGCCGGUCUCGCUGUGAAGUGGGCUUUGCGGUGGGCCCCGGCCACAAAGACUCGGAGAAGGGACAGCGCCCACAGCAAACCUGGCUCCUCUGGGUUUUCCUGGUGGUGGCUGUUGAAAAUCUCUGUUCUCACAGAGUUUCCCCAACACUCUACAAACAGCUACGCCAAGUCUGUGAAGAUCAUGUCCAAGCACAGAUCCUUCAGUUUAGAGAAGACUCACUAGAUAGUGUUUUAUUUUUAAAGAAGAUUAACACAUGCUGGCAAGAUCAUUGCAGACAAAUGAUCAUGAUCAGAAGUAUUUUCCUGUUUUUGGAUCGCACUUACGUCCUUCAGAAUUCCAUGCUUCCUUCUAUCUGGGAUAUGGGAUUGGAACUUUUUAGAAACCAUAUCAUCAGCGAUAAAAUGGUUCAGAGUAAAAGUAUUGAUGGAAUUCUGCUGUUAAUUGAACGAGAGAGAAAUGGCGAAGCAGUGGAUCGCAGUUUAUUGAGAAGCCUGUUGAGUAUGCUGUCUGACCUCCAGGUAUAUAAAGAUUCAUUUGAACUGAAAUUUUUGGAAGAAACUAAUUGUUUAUAUGCUGCAGAAGGCCAGAGAUUAAUGCAAGAAAGAGAGGUUCCAGAAUAUCUUAACCAUGUAAGUAAGCGUUUAGAGGAAGAAGGAGACCGAGUAAUCACGUAUUUAGACCACAGCACACAGUAAGUACUAUUCAUUUACUUGGUUCUUGCAAUUUGAGCACAGUGAACCCUUUUCCUGGCUGGCAUUCAGUACUACCUGAGAGUAUUUUUGUUGCUUGUAUUAUUUGUGAUCAUUCAGUAUUUGUGAGUGACAAGGGCUGUGUCAUGAGAUAGCGCCCAAACAGAGCACCUCAGGCCGAGGGGCUUGGCAUUUUUGAGUUUAGAGACAGGGAUU
This is a messenger RNA of Leptonychotes weddellii (Weddell seal), 909 nucleotides long. The record is from RefSeq and is a predicted model, not a curated record. Lineage: Eukaryota; Metazoa; Chordata; Mammalia; Carnivora; Phocidae.